AGCCUACCUUUUCUUCCCACGGCCGGCAAACACCUCGCCGGCGGCGCUUGGCAAUGGCGUACCGGGUACUAGAGGUCGCCCUAGUCUCCGCGAACGACCUCAAGAAGGUGACGCACUUCUCCCGGUUGCGCGUCUACGCAGUCGCUUCCAUCUCCGGUGGCGAUCCCCGCAUACCCACCCACAGCACCCUCACCGACCACGUCAACGGGUCCAACCCCGCCUGGAACGCGACGAUCCACUUCCCCAUCCCGGCGGCCGCAGACACCCGCGGCCUCGCGCUCCACGUUAGGCUCCGUGCCGAGCGUGCCUACUUCGGCGACCGCGACGUCGGCAAGGUGUUCGUGCCCCUAGACGACCUCCUGGCCGGCGCCGACAAGGGCGGGGUGCCGAGGCCCGUGAGCUACCAAGUGCGCAGGCCGCACUCCGGCCGCGCCCACGGCGUGCUCUACUUCUGCUAUAAGUUCACCGACGUCCCGGCCGCCGGCCUCCCGGAGCCGGCCGAAGCCAAACAAGGACAGUACGCCAAAUACGUGCAGGACUCCGAGAAAGCAGCGGACAGGACGAUGUCGCCGCCCACCGCGUACCCGCCGCCGCAGGCCAUGCCAUCCGGGUACCCGCCGGCGCAGUACGGGUAUGGCUCGCCGUACGCGGCGUACCCGCCGCACGAGCAGCAGCCUUACGCGUACGCUGCUCCGCCACCGUACGGGUAUAAUGCUCACCAUCAACCGGCGAUGUACGGGUACGGCUACGCGCCGGCGCCGGCGAGGCAUGGUGGGGGCAUGGGGAUGGGGCUCGGCCUCGGGCUCCUAGGCGGCGCCGUCGGGGGGAUGAUGAUCGGGGAGAUGGUCGGUGACUACGAGGCCGACGCCGCCUACGACGCCGGGUUCAACGACGCGUUGGAAUUUUAGAUCUUG
Panicum hallii is the source of this 914-nucleotide messenger RNA. Its product is annotated as protein SRC2-like. NCBI's taxonomy places the organism in Eukaryota, Viridiplantae, Streptophyta, Magnoliopsida, Poales, Poaceae. The coding region runs from base 54 to 908 and encodes 284 amino acids. The record is from RefSeq and is a predicted model, not a curated record. The transcript has a single exon. Gene Ontology annotation, biological process: defense response.